This is a messenger RNA of Rotaria socialis, 429 nucleotides long. Lineage: Eukaryota; Metazoa; Rotifera; Eurotatoria; Philodinida; Philodinidae. The record is from the annotation of a GenBank genome assembly.
AUGGUCGCUUUCGUAAAGAGAGUCGACCUUGAAAUACCGGAUAAUCGAAUAACCGAAGCACUAACAAAAGUUGGCCUAGAUGUUAUCAAUGUUACUCGAUUAAACCGAAAAGAUGGCAAUACACCUGCAAACACCAUUAAAAUAACAUUUAAGGAUGCAAACAAUCGAAACACAUUUAUCCACACUGGACUACAAGUGGAUUCGAUGCACUUUAGUGCUGAAGCUGCAUCACAAAAUAAAAAGCCAGUACAAUGUUACAUUUGUCUUCAGUACAAUUAUGUAGCAAAGUACUGCAAAACAAAACAGCAAAUAUGUGCUAAAUGCGGUGAUAAACAUCGUAUCGAGCAAUGUACUGCUGCAAAUGAUGCAAUUAAAUGCAACAACUGUAAACGUAAACAUUUGGCAACUAACCACUUCUAUCAUUCAUAA